Messenger RNA from Rhododendron vialii, 1163 nucleotides. RefSeq lists its product as uncharacterized. NCBI's taxonomy places the organism in Eukaryota, Viridiplantae, Streptophyta, Magnoliopsida, Ericales, Ericaceae. The transcript is spliced from 2 exons. The record is from RefSeq and is a predicted model, not a curated record. The coding region runs from base 32 to 916 and encodes 294 amino acids.
GGUGAAUUUUACUUUAUUCUUGGAGAUUUGAAUGGCUCUGUCUCUAAGAUCAGUUGGAAUCACUCUCGAGUCUUAUUUCUGCCAAAGCAAAAGGAAGAGUGGGCUGUGGGGAUAUGUAAUAAAGAAAGAAAGGAGGAGAAAAAGAAAAGGGAAGCCCAUUGCCAACGCAUCUUUCAGUAACAGAACUGAAGCAAAAGGCUCAUCAGUCUCUUCUCUUCUCUUCUCUUCUCUUCUCUUCUCCCUCUCUCUCUCUCUCUCUCUCUCUCUUACCCAAAUGAAAGAGAAAACCCCUCCUCUCUCUCUUUCUCCAGCUUCCAAAUACUUGCAGCAUUUUCUUCACUUGUUCAUGCAAGAUCCAAAGAAGUCACAAACAAGGAAACCUUGGUAUCAAAGAGCAAUGGCGACGGCCACUCUGUGGAAAACCUUGUCCAAAUCCCCUGAAGUUCCCGCGACAACUCCAACCAUAUGGAAAAACAUUUCCCGGUCGACAGAGGUUCCCUCUUCGAACUCCACCAAACACAAGCUGAGAAAAUGCACCUCGCUGAGGGUCGCGACGUCCUUCACGCGCGUUUGCUUAUGCGCGCCGAUCUCUUCCUACACCGAGGUUUUCCAGUCUGAGGAUCCACCCAGAAGGAGCAACAGCUACCCACGGUCAAAGGCGUUCCCCACCCAACAACAAGAGAGAGUUCCAAAAAGAGUUUCGAGCGCGAGGAUUAGCGUGGAAGGGAGGAAAAUCUUCCGGGGGAAAUCGUUGACCGACGACGUUUUGAUGAGGAGGUUUGUCGUGGAGGAAGAGGCUAUGAUGCAAACGAGGAGGAGGAAUCAAAUGGAGAUCAUUAGGAAAAGGGCUGCAAUGAGGAGGAGAAGGCUUGGGCCAAGCCCACUUAGUAGAAUGGUUUUGGCAGAGGAGGAAUGAAUGAGUUUUUUUUUUUUUUUUUGACUGAGGAAAGUUUUCAUUGAUUUUCCCAGUUUUUCUUUCACCUCCUCUUGUAAUUUGGCUUGUUCUUUGUUGGGUUUCUAUUGCGGUUUUCUUUUCUCUGAUUUUCCAUGGAUUCAAGUGCACCAAAUAUGUGAGAAGUUAAUAGUUUUAGCUUGGGCUUAGCAGAGAACGUUUGUGGAAUUUGAAUUUUCAAGAAUUUGUGGGAAAUUGGGAAAUUCAAAAC